Molecule: messenger RNA, 1833 nt
Organism: Boleophthalmus pectinirostris (great blue-spotted mudskipper)
Lineage: Eukaryota; Metazoa; Chordata; Actinopteri; Gobiiformes; Gobiidae
Product: zf-DHHC domain-containing protein
Exons: 9
Coding region: 11-928 (305 amino acids)
Molecular function (GO): palmitoyltransferase activity
Source: RefSeq, a predicted model, not a curated record
GGGAGACAAGAUGGCGUCGCUCCGCUGUCGGCGCGAUCCCUGCGGCGUCAUUUGUCUGAUUUUAACUUAUUUCAGCGUGUUUUAUGCGGACUACGUGGUCAUACAGUACGUCCUCAUCCCCGCCUACUCCGACAGCGUGUGGUGCACUCUCCACGGCUCGGUGUUUAACCUGAUCCUGCUGCUGCUCCUCGCCUGUCAUUCCAAAGCCGUCUUCUCCGACCCCGGGAUGGUGCCUCUUCCAGAAACCGCCAUUGACUUCUCAGAUCUGCGCUCUCAGUCGUCUCGGAUGAAUGACCGGGGCUGUGAGGGUUGGACCGUGUGCAGUCGUUGUGAGACGUACAGACCUCCACGAGCUCAUCACUGCAGAGUCUGUCAGAGGUGCAUCCGCCGCAUGGACCACCACUGCCCCUGGAUCAAUAACUGCGUUGGGGAGCUGAAUCAGAAGUAUUUUAUCCAGUUCCUUUUCUACACAGGCAUGGCGAGCCUGUACUCCCUGGUGCUGGUGGUGUCUGCGUGGGUUUGGAGGAUCAGGAGCGAGAGAGAAGGAGACUCAGAGAAGGAGACAGAGGAGUCGCCCAGUAAACACCUGAUCGUGGCUCACUACAUCAUUCUUCUGGUGGAGUCGGUGCUGUUCGGAGUCUUCGUCAUGGUCAUCUUCUACGACCAGCUGGUGUCGAUAAUCACAGACGAGACGCCCAUCGAGCAGAUGAAGAACAGGCUGAUGCUCAAAGACAGAAGCUCCGCCCCUUCGUCCUCGUCGUCGUCGCAGUCGAACAAUCACACGCCUCACACCAGGAAGCCCAAACUCGCCCUGCUGCGAGAGGUCUUUGGCAGAGGUUCUGUUUUGUGCUGGCUGCUCCCGCUCCACACCAGCCCUCCCUCCGUCGGCGGCAUCACGUACUCCGCCCUCCCCGACUACGACGUCUGACCUCUGCCGCCGCCUCCGACCUCCGACCCCUGCGCCCGCGAAACCCCCAACGCACUGACAGGUUUUAUACGAGCGCGCGCGAAUGUGUGAACCAGCGUCUGCACUGCAAAAACACGACCCGGACCCGGACUCAAACGGACUUCACCGGUCCGCGAGGGGAAACGGCUCGGACGCGCUCGCUCACACGUCACGAUUUAUUAUGAUAACGACGAGUAAAAAGGUCAGAAAGUGGAGAAAUAUCGAUACGAGGGACGGGACGAGAGCUCAAAAGGCAAGAUCUCGCGAGACAAAGUCGGCACGAGAUCAUUUUUCUCACAAGUUUAGGGGUUUAACUUUGCAGAGUAACUCGUCUUGAGAAGCUGGAAUUCCAAAAAAACAGCAAAACUAUAAAACGAAAUGAAGCAGAAACUGUGAAGUCAGAAUUUCCGUGUUUUUCGGACUAUAAAUUGUGCCGGAGUUUAAGUCGGACCAGCCAAAAAAUGCAUAAUGAAGAAGAAAAAAACAAAUAUAAAUCGCAGUUUUUUGGGGGGAAAUGUAUUUUAUAAAAUCAGAGACCAGGAGCCGACAUUUCCAGUGUAAAGUCAAGUUCUAGUAAUAGUUUUAGACCUGGUUUAGACCUGGUUUAGAUCUUGGUUAGAUCUUGGUUAGAUCUAGUUAAGAUCUGGCUUUGACUUGGUUUAAUCCAGGUCCUGAUUCUGAUUAUGGUUAGACCUGGUUUAGACCUCAGUUAGACCUAGACCUGGUUUAGGACAGCUUCCAGUUCAGACCUGGUUUAGUCCUGGUUUAGACCUUGGUUAGACCUCAGUUAGACCUGGUUUAGACCUAGUUUAGACCUGGUUUAGACCUGGUUUAGACCUGGUUUAGACCUGGUUUAGACCUGGUUUAGACCUGGUUUAGACCUUGGU